Molecule: messenger RNA, 748 nt
Organism: Magallana angulata
Lineage: Eukaryota; Metazoa; Mollusca; Bivalvia; Ostreida; Ostreidae
Exons: 6
Coding region: 89-712 (207 amino acids)
Source: RefSeq, a predicted model, not a curated record
GACUUCGAUAUUUACACAGCAAAGUGUCACAUGCUAUCGUCUGAUCAGUCUAACAGAUUUCAAUUUAGCCUUGGAAAAUACUCUUGAAAUGGAUAAAGACAAUCUUGAAAUAGCAGCAUAUAUUGCAGUGCUGGUAACUGCUGUCUUUGUUAUAGUUAUAUGCGUUAUACUUCUUUACAAUUCCUGCAGAAAGAAACAGAAAGAUAAAUUGGAUCAUCGGACCGAGGCAUCACACAAUCAAAUAAGAGAACGAAUCAGCAAAGAAAAAAUUAUUGAUUAUUGCAAAUCAGAUGAUGAAAACGAGGACUUUGAGAAUUUUUGUAAACAGUUUCUUCCGAACGACAUUACAGUGAAAAAAAUACGACAAAGACAGCAAAGUCCAACACUACUAGCGAUGGUGCUUAUCCCCAUAGUAGAUGGACGAGAUAACUUAUUAAAGUAUCUUCGAAAAUUAAUCGAAGACACAAUAUCCAACAAUCAUAUAAAUGAAGACGAAAAAAUUUGGCUUGUUCACAUUUCACAUGACGGAAACAACAAAGAUGACCCUAUACAUGUGAUGAGAGAAGAGUUAUUUCAGGCAGUGAUACGAAAUAUCAAGAACAAUAUUAUUGGGGUCAUUAACAUUGUAUACGACGUCACUUCUUCCUUCCCAGAUUGUCAGACUAACAGAGAUGCUGUUAAACGGUUGAAAUCAGAAUUAGUACAUACUUAAUAGACGUCUACGAUGUUUUUGAGUUCACUUGGGUGC